Cylicostephanus goldi is the source of this 1004-nucleotide messenger RNA. The record is from the annotation of a GenBank genome assembly. NCBI's taxonomy places the organism in Eukaryota, Metazoa, Nematoda, Chromadorea, Rhabditida, Strongylidae.
AUCCAUAAACUCUACCUGGAUGCUGGAGCAGAUUUUAUUGAAACUAAUACCUUUUCUGGAACGACAAUAGCCCAAGCUGAUUAUGGAACCGAACAUUUAGUUCAUGAAAUUAAUUAUCAAUCGGCUUUGAUAGCUAGACGAGCUUGCGAUACUGUAGAAUUAGAAACUGACAGAAAAUGUUUCGUAUGUGGAUCUAUCGGACCAACGAAUAAAACCUUAUCCAUUUCACCGUCAUUGCUAGAAGGUGGUGUAGAUGUAUUAUUAGUUGAAACUGUGUUUGAUACUGCUAAUGCAAAAGCGGCUUUAUUCGCCAUUAGAAGUUUAUUUGAGGAUGAAGAAAUCAUGGAGGUUCCCGUAUUUCUUUCCGGUACCAUUGUUGACCUUUCUGGCAGAACACUGUCGGGACAAACUGGAGAAGCGUUUUUGGUGUCUACCAGACAGGGAAAACCAUCAGCCGUAGGACUGAAUUGUGCACUUGGAGCUAAAGACAUGCGGCCGUUCAUAGAAGCUAUGGCAAAUUUCUCCGAAGCUCUUAUUAUAUGCUACCCAAAUGCUGGUAAACAGUUUGCUAUGGAUGGCUUGGUCAACAUCGUUGGUGGAUGCUGCGGAACUACUCCCGAUCAUAUUUCAGCUAUUGCCAAGGCUAUGAAGGGCGUGACACCCCGACAACCUCCUCCGGACCCAAAUGAGGGCAACAUGCUCUUGUCAGGACUCGAAGCAAUGACUGUGGGGCCUUACAGCAAUUUUAUAAAUAUUGGAGAGCGUUGCAAUGUGGCUGGUUCAAGGCGAUUCUGCAAUCUCAUCAAGAAUGGGAAUUAUGAGGCUGCCAUUGAUGUAGCACGAGUUCAAGUAGAAAAUGGUGCUCAAGUAUUAGAUAUCAACAUGGACGAAGGACUUCUCGAUGGUCCCUAUGCGAUGAGCAAAUUCCUUCGACUUCUAGCCACUGAACCAGAUGUUGCUAAGGUAAAAUACCGGGGUCGACGACACUCCGGGCAAAUUUGAUC